Arvicola amphibius (Eurasian water vole) is the source of this 3991-nucleotide messenger RNA. It is a transcript of the gene Lss, whose product is annotated as lanosterol synthase. The transcript is spliced from 22 exons. Gene Ontology annotation, molecular function: lanosterol synthase activity. Gene Ontology annotation, biological process: triterpenoid biosynthetic process; cholesterol biosynthetic process. NCBI's taxonomy places the organism in Eukaryota, Metazoa, Chordata, Mammalia, Rodentia, Cricetidae. The record is from RefSeq and is a predicted model, not a curated record. Gene Ontology annotation, cellular component: lipid droplet. Bases 54 to 2255 code for a protein of 733 amino acids.
CUGUCAGUCAGGUAAGGUGCUGGCAAGCCGGUGGCCGAGAGUGCGGUGCUGUCAUGACAGAGGGCACGUGUCUGCGGCGGCGAGGGGGACCCUAUAAAACUGAGCCGGCCACUGACCUCACCCGCUGGCGGCUCCGCAACGAGCUGGGUCGGCAGACAUGGACGUAUUUCCAAGCGGAGGACGACCCCGGUCGAGAACAGACCGGGCUGGAGGCGCACUCUUUGGGACUGGACACAAAGAGUUAUUUCAAAGACUUACCUAAAGCUCAAACAGCCCACGAGGGGGCCCUGAAUGGAGUGACAUUUUAUGCCAAGCUGCAGGCUGAGGAUGGACACUGGGCGGGUGAUUAUGGUGGACCCCUCUUCCUCUUGCCAGGUCUCCUGAUAACAUGCCAUGUGUCACACAUCCCUCUGCCAGCUGGAUACAGAGAGGAGAUGAUACGGUACCUGCGAUCAGUGCAGCUCCCCGAUGGCGGCUGGGGCCUGCAUGUUGAGGACAAGUCCACGGUGUUUGGGACCGCCCUGAACUAUGUGGCUCUCAGAAUCCUGGGUGUUGGGCCUGAUGAUCCUGACCUUGUACGUGCUCGGAACAUUCUUCACAAAAAAGGCGGUGCCGUGGCCAUCCCCUCCUGGGGGAAGUUCUGGCUGGCCAUCCUGAAUGUUUAUAGCUGGGAAGGACUCAAUACCCUAUUCCCUGAGAUGUGGUUGUUUCCUGAAUGGGUACCUGCACACCCCUCCACUCUCUGGUGUCACUGCCGGCAGGUCUAUCUACCCAUGAGCUACUGCUAUGCCACUCGGCUAAGUGCCUCAGAGGACCCACUGGUUCAGAGCCUCCGCCAGGAGCUCUAUGUGGAGGAUUAUGCCAGCAUUGAUUGGCCAGCACAGAGGAACAACGUGUCCCCGGAUGAGCUAUACACGCCACAUAGCUGGCUGCUGCAUGUGGUGUAUGGAAUCCUCAACCUGUAUGAACGUUUCCAUAGUACCAGCCUGCGGCAGCGGGCCAUCCGAAUGCUGUACGAGCAUAUUGUUGCCGAUGACCGCUUCACUAAAUGCAUCAGCAUUGGCCCGAUCUCAAAAACCAUCAACAUGCUUGUUCGUUGGGCAGUGGAUGGGCCCUCCUCCCCUGCCUUCCAGGAGCACGUUUCCAGGAUCCCAGAUUACCUUUGGCUGGGCCUUGAUGGCAUGAAAAUGCAGGGCACCAAUGGAUCACAGAUUUGGGACACGUCAUUUGCUAUCCAAGCACUAUUGGAGGCAGGUGCGCACCACAGACCUGAGUUUUUGCCCUGCCUGCAGAAGGCUCACGAAUUCCUGCGGCUUUCACAGGUCCCAGACAACCUUCCUGACUAUCAGAAGUAUUACCGCCAGAUGCGCAAGGGCGGUUUCUCCUUCAGCACACUGGACUGUGGCUGGAUCGUUGCCGACUGCACAGCUGAGGCUUUGAAGGCCGUGCUGCUCCUGCAGAAGCAGUGUCCCUUCAUCACCGAGCACAUCCCCCGAGAGCGGCUCUGUGACGCUGUGGCUGUGUUGUUGGGCAUGAGGAAUUCUGAUGGAGGAUUUGCUACCUACGAGACCAAGCGUGGGGGGCAUUUGCUGGAGUUGCUGAACCCCUCAGAGGUCUUCGGAGACAUCAUGAUUGACUACACAUAUGUAGAGUGUACCUCAGCAGUGAUGCAGUCUCUGAAGCAUUUCCAUGAGCACUAUCCAGACCACAGGGCAGUAGAGAUCAGGGAGACCCUCGAGCAAGGCCUGGAGUUCUGCCGAAAGAUACAGAGAGCUGAUGGCUCCUGGGAGGGCUCUUGGGGGGUUUGUUUCACCUAUGGCACCUGGUUUGGCCUGGAAGCUUUCGCUUGCAUGGGGCAUACCUACCAAGAUGGGACUGCGUGUGCAGAAGUGUCUCGGGCCUGCAACUUCCUCCUGUCCCAGCAGAUGGCAGAUGGAGGCUGGGGGGAGGACUUCGAGUCGUGUGAACAACGGCGUUAUGUGCAGAGUGCCAGGUCCCAGGUCCACAGUACAUGCUGGGCCCUGAUGGGCCUGAUGGCUGUGCGGCAUCCCAACAUCGCUGCUCAGGAGAGAGGAAUCAGAUGUCUGCUGGAGAAGCAGUUCCCCAAUGGAGACUGGCCUCAGGAGAACAUCUCUGGAGUCUUCAACAAGUCCUGUGCCAUUAGCUACACAAGUUACAGGAACAUCUUCCCCAUCUGGGCCCUGGGCCGCUUCUCCAGCCUAUACCCUGAUAAUACCCUCGGCGGCCACCUUUGAAUGCAUGUCUAUGCUGCAGCUGGCCUUCUUAUCCCUGCUUUGGGCCUUGUUGUCUAUUUCUGUAGACAUGAAGCUGGGGAUAGGGUCGGGUUAGUGUCUCUAGGCACUUGUCAGUAUAUGUUUAGUUCUGAAACUAGAUUCCAUGAGAAAGGGAACCACACUGUACCCUACAGCUCGUGGGUACAUCCUUCUUGAAUGAGUGAGACUAGAGUUUUUAUGACCAGUGACUUCCGUGUGAGAGGAGCAGCUGGCUUCUUCACCUCCUCCCUUGUCUGCUGUGCAAUGGGCCUCUGACUAGACUCCUGUUUGCUGGCCUGGCAGAGUUCUGGCAACCCAAUGGUGCUGGUAUACUCAGAGAAAGGCUCAGUCGGGAAUGAGGCGGGGCCCUACUUUACUGUGUCCUGAGCAGUGGCUGUUGGUCUUGAAAUACUAGUUUUCCAGAAAGGAAAUACGAACUCGCUUUAUACUAAAAAUGUCACUAAAAGUGAUUUAAAUGACCACCGACUCCCUUAAUAAACAGACAUUUUGGGACUGGAAUGAUAGCCUAACAGUAAAGAACAUUGACUGCUCUUUCAGAGGACCUGGGUUUGAUUCUCAGCACCCACUGGUGACUAACAACCUUCUUUAACUCCAGUUCCCUGGGGAUCCAAUGCCUUCUUCUGGCCUCUGUGGGCACUGCACACAUGGUGCAUAAACAUACAUGCAGGCCUAACACCCAUACACAUAAGGUAAAAAUAAAUCUCGAAAAUAAAAUAUUAAAAACAAAACAACAAACCCCCAGGCAUUUCAUCCUGGAGUGUCCUGAGGCUGUAUGGCAUAGAGGUAGAUGCAGCAUCCUAUUCUGCCCCUAGAUUGUAAGCAUGUACACAUUGCAUGUUUUCUGGGGUACGAGUUCUGCUCUCCAGUCAUCUUGUUGAGAUAGAGGCACAUGUGGGAAGCCACACAUAGAAUGAAAAGGGUAGUGUAGAUAGUGGUUAUGGUGUUCAUACUGGGACAACACUGUAGCAAGGACAGCUGAUGACAUCCAGCUCACCUCUUAGACCCACUUAGCCAGGCAGUCGUGGCCCUCCUGGGACCCAGGACAACAUCUGUGACACCCAAAAGCCAUUAUGAACCCUUUUGCCAACUGUGCUUUGAGUUCAAGUGAGGGCCAGAUUUCUGGGGUGAUGCUUCUUGGGGGUGAGCUCUGAAUUUCUGAUUUCUGACUCUGUGUCUGGCCAACAUGCAGGCAGAGUUUGGAGUUGAUAAAGUAAUAAUUUCUCCUCGAAGUCACUACUUUUCUCCCUGACCAUGGUGAGCAGGGUCCAGCCUGGUGCCUUCUCAAUCUAAUGCUUUCUACCUCUAUUACAUUCUGGACUGGUGGUGACUCCACCCUCUCCCUGGCCCAUGGUCUUCCCGCAGACAAGCAGAGAGCUAUCAGAUCUGGUUUCCCUGCCCAGGAUCUUCUAGGCCGACCUUCUGCCAUGGUGCAGAUUCCCCAAGGCUUUGUGCCACUUGCCUCCUGCCCAGCUCCCACCACUGCCAGCUGUGCUGUGACUCCUCAGGCUCUCCUCACGUGGAUCACAACCUGUGCUGUUGCCUGCACAGUCUCUCUGCCUCUGCCAGCAGCAGAGCAGAUGGAUAGUGAAUCACUAGAUCUGCCCCUAGCAGCAGCAACUGUCCCUCGGAAUUCCAGAUCACUGUACGAAAUACUUACAGGACCAAUUCUCUUAAUAAACAGACUGCUGAUGAACAUA